This is a messenger RNA of Octodon degus (degu), 3575 nucleotides long. It is a transcript of the gene Snap47, whose product is annotated as synaptosome associated protein 47. Gene Ontology annotation, molecular function: syntaxin binding; SNAP receptor activity. The record is from RefSeq and is a predicted model, not a curated record. The transcript has 5 exons. NCBI's taxonomy places the organism in Eukaryota, Metazoa, Chordata, Mammalia, Rodentia, Octodontidae. Gene Ontology annotation, biological process: synaptic vesicle priming; synaptic vesicle fusion to presynaptic active zone membrane; exocytosis. The coding region runs from base 161 to 1273 and encodes 370 amino acids. Gene Ontology annotation, cellular component: plasma membrane; SNARE complex.
CAGGAGUCGCCGCUGGACCGCGGGCGCGGCGCACCAGGGCUGUACUCUGGGGGUCCCCGGGUGUCCGGCUGCCAAGAGGUUCGGUUCCCGGCUGGCGUCCGCGCCUCCGGCCCCAGGGGUGUGUGUGUGCCCUUGGCGUGACACAGCAGACCCGGGGCAAAUGAGCGGCGAUGUCUGUGUCCACUCCUGGUCCUGCUCCUACUAUUUGGCCCUCAAGAAGCGAUGGAUCCCUGGGAGCCUGUCCUUGACACCUCACUCACUAAAGUUCACAGCGGCCAGCACUGGGGAGGUUCUUGUGGGCUUGCCCCUUGCCAGCAUCGUGGAGGUCCGGAAAGAAGCCUCCCACUUCAUCUUCAGUGCCAUCACAGUCCUAGAGAGGAGCUGCCUCAAACACUGGUUUGGCUCCCUGAGGCCCAGCCGUGAUGUGGUCUUCAAUGUCAUCGAGCAUUUCUGGAGAGAUCUGCUGCUGUCACAGCAUGUCAAGGCCACAGAGGUGGCCCCCCCUGCCCCAACCAGGGGGCGGGAGCUGAUGGGGCUGAUGACCAGCACCCAGAGGCACCUGGAAGACGCCGCCAAGGUUCUGCACCACCAGGGCGAGCAGCUGGACAGUGUCAUGAAGGGUCUGGAGAAGAUGGAGUCAGACCUGGAUGUGGCUGGCAGAUUGCUGACAGAACUGGAGUCCCCGUCCUGGUGGCCUUUUAGUUCCAAGCUCUGGAAGACACCAGAAGAAGUGAAGCCCAGGGGAGCAGUCUCUGGGGCCAGCGGUGAGCCAUGUGGGAAGGACGAGGUUGUGAUCCAAGUGCCUGCAGUGAUCUCCCGCGGAGCAGAGUCGCGCACCCAGCCAGGAAGGCUCACCGUGCUGGUGUCUGCACUGGAAAUCCAUGGUGCCAGCGCCAUGCUUCUACACAGGUUCCAGAGGGCAGAGGUGGACAGUGUUAAGGUCCACUCACCGUACGAGGUGAGCAUUUGCCAGCGGUGCACCGGGAAGCCUGACGUGGCUUUCCGCGUGCUGUCUGCCAGGAUGCCGGAGCUCAUCCCUGUUUUAGAGGUGCGAUUCAGCGAGAAGGUCGAGCAGCUGAGAGACCCCACACUGCUCUCAAGUUCAAGAGCAGCUUCCCUGGCAAGACCAGCAGCAUCCGGGCUCAUGGGCUGUGUUGUGCCCACAGGAGGCCAAGAGGGCAGGUGGCCACAGCCACAGAAGGCCCAGCCGCUGCUUCCUGAGGACGAUGCCCAGAAGCUGACCCAGGUUUUCACGAGGUCCUCCCUGCAGUGAGUCAGCAAGCCUCACUGCUGGGGCUGCCUGAGCCCAGAGGCUCGAGUCAGGGCGGUGUCCAGCACUUGCUGUGAAGCAGUCUGUGAGGGCGGGCUGAGGUAGCAUGUGUGACGAGGGUGGAGCGGUGCUUGGGUGCACCGCAUAGCGCUGGCGACUCUCAGCCUCUGUCUAGAAAGAUUGGAGAAUGAAAAGCCAGAACACAUCAUGUGCAGUCAUGCGCUGUAAUCUCAUAUUUCUCUUUUCUGAGAGUAUGUGGACAUGGUGUGAGGCAAAACAGGACGAUGGAGGCCGAGUGCCCUACUCUGGAACGCCCGCCAGGUCACUCACUGCUGUAGACCUGGGCUUUGCAGAGGAGGGGUCUCAGCCCCUCAUGCACCCGUGAUGCACACUGUUCCCUCCCUGCCUUCUUGUCUUUAAGAGAAAAGUAAGGCUAAUGGUGCCCAGGAUCUGGCAGGGCCUGGCCCCCCACAGGUAGUGUGGCUGGAGCCCGGCUUUCUCAUGUGCAGAGGCUGCAGUGUGUAGGCUGGAGCCUCACGCCCAGAAGUGUAUCUCCGUGUCAGCAGUCACAUGUCACUUAAGAACAGCCUGGCCCAGCGGGAGACUGCGUCGUCGUGGGAACAUCACAGAGCGUACACACACAGAUGGGCCUGUGAACUCAGCAAGUCAUUCACGGGCCCUUCUCGGGCUGGAACGAGACACGACGCGUGGCUGUAAACGCGAUCACAUUUCAGAGUGACGGGGUGCUAGAGACAGCAGAGGAGCUGCCAGGGCUGUGUGUGGCCUGCCCAGCUAAGGCUGGGGGGCCUUGUCAGGGGACAUCAGGUGACACUACUGGGUGGCAGAGGCCAUCCCUUCCUGCAGUUCCUGGCAAGACAGCCUUCCUACCUCACCAGGAGUGGAGUGAAUGAGAAAAUAGUCCAACAAGAGAGAGUGGCAGGGGGGCCUGAUCUCCCAUGGCUGUGGGCUGGGCUUUAUUUUCUUUUUGAUGGUGCUGUCUGGGCAGCUGCCAUGUGAGGUCAUCAGCGCAGGAGAUGGAAAAGACCUACUGUAUGAGGUCACCCACCACCCCUGGGGCUGCUGACCCUGCUGAUACUUUCCAGAGCACGGGCCAGGCUCUCAGUGAUGACUCAGUGCCGACGAUCCACCACGGGGGAGUCUGUGACCCCCGCCUGCAGGCGGCGCUUCCGGCCCUGCGGAGUUUGCAGGCCUCAUGCAGCUGUGGGUUUUGCCGUUCAUAGGCCUGUUCUGCCUAAUGUCAGGAUGGAGGUCAGGCCCUGUUUUGUUGCUUGUUGGUCGGAUGCUGCAGGCAAGGGUGAAGGUCUCCCUGUCAGGGUGAGGCUGGCUGGCAUUGAGCUCCUCCUCUGAUGUCAGGAUCACUGCUCUCGCUGAGGUGAAUGGAGCUCCUGUGCGUGAGCCCGGAAGCCACAGGCAUCGCGCACAGCAGCCCUGCUCUCGGUGGUGGGCGCAGCCACGGCUGCUCUGCUAAGUCAGGAUCCUAGAGUCCAGAGCUGUCCCUAGAGCCGGGUGGUGACUCCAAAGCACAUGCAUGGCAGCAGGCUGUUUCUCCAGACAGCCCUGAGAAAUGUGCUAGUGCUGCUCUUGAGGGUGCUUGCCCCCAUCACAGUGGUUGUCGUUGCUGCUGCUUUAUAGCGCUUCUCCUUUUGUCUGUUCAGGUUUAGCCCAGGCCUCGUGUUACAGCAGCCACACAGGGGUGCAGUUCUGCAGAGCUGAGAAGGACUCUGUGGUGUACACAGCACCAUGUGCCCCACCAGCCCAGGGCCCUGCUCCAGUGUGUACUAUGUGGUCUCACCUCGAGGCCUCCAAGGCUAGGGAGACCCACCCAGAGGUGCCACAGUCACACAGCACUGCCUGCAGCCAGCUCUGUGCAGCGGACAGGAGGUUCUGACAUCAGGAUGGCGUGUGGUGCAGCCACCUGUGUGUCACCACUACCCUGCUGCUUUUGGAGUCUAUGCUGCACUUCCUGGAGCCAUUGGCUAGUGUCACUGCAGGCGCAAGGCUGCUUUGUGCUGAGGCAUAAGAAGCACUGAUGUCACUAGGUCCUGCAUCUGUGUCUGUGUCUGUGUGAGGUGGGGUGUGUGUGUGUGUGUGUGUGUGCGUGUGUGUGUGUGUGUGUACUGAUCACACAUCCAGAGAAAGGGCCCUGCUUCUCCUGUCCAGUCUUGUUUCUCUCACCUUGCAGGGGCAGGAGUGGGAGCACCCUACACCAUGCCUGAGACAGUUCCCAUGAGGAAGGGGCCACAGGUGGAGGGCACCAGGGGCUGGUGGCUGGUGGGCACCUGCA